Cotesia congregata is the source of this 744-nucleotide messenger RNA. Lineage: Eukaryota; Metazoa; Arthropoda; Insecta; Hymenoptera; Braconidae. The record is from the annotation of a GenBank genome assembly.
AUGGCACAAAGCACUUUGAAUGACCUGGCUGGUAAAUUUGGUGGAAGUCCUCCUAAAGGAGUUGGAGUCGGUCUCAAGGUUUUGGCUGUAGCUGGAGCAGCCGCUUAUGGAAUUUCACAAUCUAUGUUCACAGUUGAAGGAGGUCACAGAGCAAUAAUUUUCUCCCGUCUUGGUGGAAUCCAAAAAGACAUCUUCGCCGAGGGUCUUCACUUUAGAAUCCCAUGGUUCCAAUACCCAAUCAUCUAUGACAUCAGAAGUCGUCCCAGGAAAAUUUCUUCCCCAACAGGAUCCAAAGAUUUGCAGAUGGUUAACAUUUCUCUGAGAGUUCUUUCACGACCUGAUGCCAUGGCACUGCCUGUUAUGUACCGGCAAUUAGGAUUGGACUAUGAUGAAAAAGUUCUGCCAAGUAUCUGCAACGAAGUCUUGAAAUCAGUCGUCGCUAAAUUCAACGCUUCCCAGUUGAUAACAAUGAGACAGCAGGUCUCAAUGCUGGUCCGCAGAGAGCUGACCGAGCGCGCCAAGGACUGGAACAUUGUUCUAGAUGAUGUUUCUAUUACCGAGCUCAGUUUUGGUAAGGAGUACACCGCUGCAGUUGAAGCCAAGCAGGUUGCUCAGCAAGAGGCUCAGAGAGCUGCUUUUGUUGUGGAGAGAGCUGUUCAGGAGAGACAACAGAAGAUUGUUCAAGCUGAGGGAGAAGCUGAAGCUGCUAAAAUGAUAUCCUUUUUUUCAUCUCUAGAUACAUAA